CUGAGAGCAGACGGCGCUUGGGGCCGGUGGGGGGGUGACCUGGUGGCCGGUGAACUCCUGCGAUGUACCCCCAAGGCAGGCACCCGGCUCCCCACCAGCCUGGGCAGCCGGGCUUCAAAUUCACUGUGGCUGAAUCCUGCGAUAGGAUUAAGGAUGAAUUCCAGUUUUUGCAAGCCCAGUAUCACAGUCUUAAAGUGGAGUAUGAUAAGCUUGCGAACGAAAAGACAGAAAUGCAGCGCCAUUAUGUUAUGUACUAUGAAAUGUCAUAUGGUUUGAAUAUUGAAAUGCACAAACAGACCGAGAUUGCUAAAAGAUUGAACACCAUUCUAGCUCAAAUCAUGCCUUUUCUGUCACAAGAGCACCAACAGCAGGUUGCCCAGGCUGUUGAGCGUGCCAAGCAAGUGACAAUGACAGAGCUGAAUGCUAUCAUCGGGCAGCAGCUCCAGGCCCAGCACCUCUCCCAUGCUGCUCACGGCCCCCCGGUACAGCUGCCUCCUCACCCUUCAGGCCUUCAGCCGCCAGGAAUACCUCCCGUCACGGGGAGUAGCUCAGGACUGCUGGCUCUCGGGGCCCUCGGGAGCCAAGCCCACUUGACCGUUAAAGAUGAGAAAAACCAUCACGACCUGGAUCACCGAGAGCGAGACUCAAAUGCAAAUAAUUCUGUCUCGCCAUCAGACAGCCUGAGAGCUAGUGAGAAACACAGGAGUUCUACAGACUACAGCAUCGACACCAAAAAGCGGAAAGCGGAGGAGAAGGACAGCAUGAGCCGCUAUGACAGCGACGGUGACAAGAGCGAUGACCUGGUGGUCGACGUCUCCAAUGAGGAUCCAGCUACACCCCGUGUCAGCCCAGCCCACUCGCCGCCUGAGAACGGGAUAGACAAAACCCGAGGGCUGAAGAAAGAUGCUCCAAACAGCCCUGCCUCCGUCGCCUCGUCCAGCAGUACGCCGUCCUCGAAGACUAAAGACCUGGGCCAUGUAGGUGGAUUAGUGCCCAGUACGCGGCAGCCAGGCGCUGCGGGGAGGGCUGGGGCUGCCUCUACCUUUGGAAGGAGGCUGAACGACAAAUCAUCCACGCCUGGGCUCAAAUCAAACACUCCGACGCCAAGGAACGAAGCCCCGACUCCUGGGACGAGUACCACUCCAGGCCUUCGGUCUAUGCCGGGCAAACCAGCAGGCAUGGACCCAUUGGCAUCUGCCCUGAGGACCCCCAUCUCCAUCACUGGCCCCUAUGCGGCUCCCUUCGCCAUGAUGGGACACCAUGAAAUGAACGGCUCUCUGACGAGCCCGGGGGCCUACGCGGGGCUCCACAACAUCCCGCCCCAGAUGAGCGCCGCUGCUGCCGCCGCCUAUGGCCGAUCGCCAAUGGUCGGUUUUGACCCGCAUCCGCCCAUGAGGGGCCCCGGUCUCCCCACAAGCCUUGCGUCCAUACCCGGCGGGAAGCCAGCCUACUCGUUUCACGUAAGUGCUGAUGGGCAGAUGCAGCCGGUCCCAUUCCCUCAUGACGCCCUGGCUGGCCCCGGCAUCCCAAGGCAUGCUCGGCAGAUCAACACACUAAGUCACGGGGAGGUGGUAUGUGCUGUGACCAUUAGCAAUCCAACCAGACACGUGUACACCGGAGGAAAGGGAUGUGUGAAGAUCUGGGAUAUCAGCCAGCCAGGCAGUAAGAGUCCCAUUUCGCAGCUGGAUUGUUUGAACAGAGACAACUACAUCCGUUCCUGCAAACUCCUCCCCGACGGCCGCACCCUGAUUGUGGGAGGGGAAGCGAGUACGCUUACGAUCUGGGACCUGGCAUCCCCGACGCCAAGGAUCAAGGCUGAAUUGACCUCCUCUGCCCCAGCAUGCUACGCUCUGGCAAUCAGUCCUGAUGCAAAAGUCUGCUUCUCCUGUUGCAGCGACGGCAAUAUUGCUGUGUGGGAUCUCCACAACCAAACGCUGGUUAGGCAAUUCCAAGGCCACACAGAUGGCGCAAGCUGCAUAGAUAUCUCGCAUGAUGGUACAAAAUUAUGGACAGGUGGUCUGGACAACACGGUGCGUUCCUGGGACCUUAGGGAAGGAAGACAGCUCCAGCAACACGACUUCACUUCCCAGAUCUUCUCGCUGGGUUACUGCCCCACCGGUGAGUGGCUUGCGGUGGGCAUGGAGAGCAGUAACGUCGAGGUGUUGCACCACACCAAACCGGAUAAAUACCAGCUUCACCUGCAUGAGAGCUGUGUCCUUUCUCUGAAAUUUGCCUACUGUGGUAAAUGGUUUGUGAGUACAGGAAAAGAUAAUCUUCUCAAUGCCUGGAGAACGCCAUAUGGAGCAAGCAUAUUCCAGUCGAAAGAAUCCUCCUCUGUCUUAAGUUGUGACAUUUCAGCAGAUGACAAAUACAUUGUUACAGGCUCUGGUGACAAGAAGGCCACAGUCUAUGAGGUCAUCUAUUAAACAAGGAUUUUAACAGGGCUGUCAACCCCGAAUAUUAGGCUCGAGUCUGACAAGACAAUGGCAAAAUUCUGAAGGAUGUAGGAAAAGGAAAGGAGAGCAGCCAUGCAUUGAGAGAUUGUUUCCUGCCAGGCUGUGUAAUGUGGAUCUUCAUGGACUCCGAGCAAUGUACAUGGACUGAUGCGUUUCAGCAAUUUUUAUUUUAAGCCGUGGCAUAUCUGGAUUUAUUUGGAGGUCUGCGAAUACGGCACACAUUGAAGCCCUAAACAGGUUUUGUUUUGGUUUUAGGGUUUUUGUGGUUGUUCUUUUGUCUGCGCUUUGGUGGCACUAUAAAGGACUUAUUUUUUAUUGUGACUUUUUGUUUUUUUGCGCUCUAUAUAAGACUUGUGAAAAAUGUAAAUAACGGACUAGUAAAUAGAACUGAAAGGGUGAGGUUAAU
Messenger RNA from Emys orbicularis (European pond turtle), 2862 nucleotides. It is a transcript of the gene TLE3, whose product is annotated as TLE family member 3, transcriptional corepressor. Bases 63 to 2426 code for a protein of 787 amino acids. Gene Ontology annotation, cellular component: nucleus; transcription regulator complex. The record is from RefSeq and is a predicted model, not a curated record. NCBI's taxonomy places the organism in Eukaryota, Metazoa, Chordata, Testudines, Emydidae. Gene Ontology annotation, biological process: negative regulation of canonical Wnt signaling pathway; regulation of DNA-templated transcription. Gene Ontology annotation, molecular function: transcription corepressor activity; protein binding. The transcript is spliced from 20 exons.